AUGGCACAACAACGACUUCAGCAAAUUGCUGGACAUGGAAAUUUUCCUCGAGGUCUGUUGGAAGGAAAGACUGCCAUUAUCACCGGAUCAGGUCAAGGAAUCGGUGCUGAAGCUGCGAGGCUCUUUGCUAAUGAAGGCGCCAAAGUUGUGAUAUGCGAUGUCGACAGCAAAAAGAGCAGCGCUGUUGCCGAUGAAAUCUGCGCUUCGUUCCCUGGUCGCGCCAUCUUCGUCCCAGGCGAUGUAACGGAUCCAGUUUAUCUUCAAAAUCUCGUCACGAAAGCCGGAGAAUUUGGUCAGGGCAAAAUUCAUAUCAUUGUAAACAACGCAGGGUUUACCUGGGAUGGUGUUAUUCAUAAGCUGACCGACAAGCAAUGGGAGACGAUAAUUGCCGUUCACAACACUGCCCCCUUCAGGCUGAUUCGGGAAGCAUCGCCCUAUUUCCGGGUCAAAGACAACGAUGUCCGAGUCAUCAUCAACAUCUCGAGUGUGGCCGGCACCCAUGGAAACGCUGGUCAGGCUAAUUACUCUUUGGCGAAAGCUGGGAUGAUUGGGUUGACCAAGACAAUUGCGAAGGAAUGGAGCCAGUUCGGCGUUCGCGCUUGCACAGUUGCCUAUGGACGCAUAGAAACGCGCUUAACCCGUGCUAGGGAGGAGGGGGCCUUUAUGGUCACACCCGACGGACAGCGUGUCGCCCUUGGAAUUCCAGGUGCACAGCUUGCCAAAGCAAGCAGCUCCGCCAAAAGCUCGUACGUGCAUAACACUCUUGAGCGUGCUGGGACCGUCGCAGAGGCUGCAGGGGUUAUUCUAGCAGUCGCAAGUCCGUACUUCUCCUACGUCAACGGCCAGACGAUCGAGGCGACUGGAGGCAUGUUUCUGUGA
Exophiala oligosperma is the source of this 879-nucleotide messenger RNA. RefSeq lists its product as uncharacterized. The record is from RefSeq and is a predicted model, not a curated record. Bases 1 to 879 code for a protein of 292 amino acids. The transcript has 3 exons. Lineage: Eukaryota; Fungi; Ascomycota; Eurotiomycetes; Chaetothyriales; Herpotrichiellaceae.